UUCAAUUUUAUCCAACACAUAAAAAUCGAAUAGGAAAAUAGCAAUAAAUAUUAUAAAUAUCCGGACAUUCCAGAUAUAAUCUAUUGAAAAUACGAAUUUUUUAGUCGAAAUGAGAGCAGUGUUUGGUUUUUUCAUUCUUGUUAUUGUGACUGUAGUGGUCCCCUCCCAAUCUUUCGUGGAGAUCCUGGACUAUUUGAGAAAUGACAAAUGCAGUAUUCCAGAAUUGCAGUUUUCCGAAGAUGAAAUGAGUAAAGUAACGAACCUGGAAAUAUUUAAGAGAAGAAUCCGCUGCGCACUCGUUCAACAAGGAUUCUUAACGAUGGAUGGAGACUUCAGAACAGACAUGAUAAGGCAGAAUCUCUACUUGGGGGAACCAGAAGUUAGAGAAGAGCUCAUAAAGGAAUGUGUCCAUAAGAUGAACACGCCAGACGACACAGCAUACGAGGCCUUGGUCUGUUUUUUCAGACAGGAAAUUUCGAGGAGAGAAAUGAACCAAAAUGAUUCCCAGAGUACAACAUCACUCCCCUAAGAGAUCAUAUAUUAUAAUAAUAUAGUAGAUGCUUAACACGAAUAAUAGAAAAUGGAAAUCUGAAUUAGAUUCAUCUGGAAUUUGAAUGAUGUCUUGACGUAAUUUUUAUAAUCGUAAAUAUAGGCAUACAUGU
Molecule: messenger RNA, 662 nt
Organism: Coccinella septempunctata (seven-spotted ladybird)
Lineage: Eukaryota; Metazoa; Arthropoda; Insecta; Coleoptera; Coccinellidae
Exons: 2
Coding region: 110-529 (139 amino acids)
Molecular function (GO): odorant binding
Source: RefSeq, a predicted model, not a curated record